Humulus lupulus (European hop) is the source of this 1989-nucleotide messenger RNA. RefSeq lists its product as uncharacterized. Gene Ontology annotation, biological process: DNA integration. The record is from RefSeq and is a predicted model, not a curated record. Lineage: Eukaryota; Viridiplantae; Streptophyta; Magnoliopsida; Rosales; Cannabaceae. Bases 1 to 1989 code for a protein of 662 amino acids. The transcript has 3 exons. Gene Ontology annotation, molecular function: RNA-DNA hybrid ribonuclease activity; nucleic acid binding.
AUGAAACCAGAUGACCAAGAGAAGACAACAUUCAUCAUGGAGCGGGGAACCUUUUGUUACAAGGUCAUGCUGUUCGGACUUAAGAACGCUGGUGCAACAUAUCAGAGAUUAGUUAAUCGGAUGUUCACCGACAUGCUAGGAAAGUCAAUGGAAGUAUAUAUUGACGACAUGUUCAUCAAGUCUCUAACAGCAGCAGACCACCUCGAUAAUCUCAAACAAUCAUUCCAGGUACUUCAAAAAUAUAAUAUGAAACUCAACCCUGCCAAGUGUUCUUUUGGUGUUUCUUCAGGAAAAUUUCUAGGGUACUUAGCCACAAAGCGAGGAGUCGAAGCAAGCCCAAAUCAAAUACGCUCCAUACAGAAAAUUCAAUCGCCAAAAUCAGUUAAAGACGUCCAACACCUAACUGGGAAAAUAGCAGCACUCAAUCGUUUUGUUUCAAAAUCUUAUGAACGUUGUCAUCUGUUCUUCUCGACACUUAGAAAGACAAAGGAUUUUGAGUGGACAGAGGAAUGUGAAGAUGCACUUAGACAACUUAAAGAAUACCUCGCCUCACCUCCACUCUUAGCGAAACCAAAAGAUGGUGAAUCACUAUACAUGUACCUAGCCAUCUCAGGGACAUCAAUCAGCGCUGUGUUAAUCAGAGAAGAGGAAGGAAGGCAACAACCCGUCUAUUAUGUCUCAAAGACUCUUCUUGACGUAGAAACAAGAUACAUCCAAAUUGAGAAGUUGGCUCUAGCACUUCCAGAGCUCUCAAGAAGACUCACCAAGUGGGCAGUGGAACUCAGUGAAUACGACAUCACAUUCCAACUGAGAAUAGCAAUCAAAUCUCAGGUAUUAGCUGACUUUAUUGCGGAUUUUUCUAGUGACAUGCAGGUACAAGCAGAAAAAGAGUUGUUGUGCUUGAAAGAACAAUCUGACUCUAAGUGGAAGCAGUCAGUAGAUGGUUCGAGCAACAGUAGAGGAUGCGGUUUAGGAGUUGUUCUGACCUCACCCCAAGGAGAUGUCAUUCAACAAGCAAUCAAGUGUGACUUCAAAGCGACCAAUAAUGAAACUGAGUACGAAGCACUCAUUGUUGGGCUCGAUCUUGCUAAGGAGAUGAAUAUCAAGAUUCUCGAGAUCACGUCAGAUUCCCAACUUAUAGUCAAUCAAUUCAAUGGUACAUACCAGGACAAAAACUCAAAAAUGGUGGUGUACCUCCAGGCUGUAAAAGAAAGACUGUCAAGCUUCACAGAAAUAUCCAUCAAUCCAGUGCCAAGGAUCGAAAAUAGUCAUGCUGAUGCACUAGCCAACCUAGAGUCAACAAUUCAAACCAAGAAUGGAGUCACAAUUCCAGUCAUCUACAUACAGUGGCCAGUGGUGUGGAAACCUCAAGAAGAAGUCAAGGAUGUGUCGGAGAACAUCAGUUGGAUGACACCCAUAAUCCAAUAUCUGACUGAUGGCACACUCCCGCAAGACAGGAGUGAAUCUCGAAAGAUUAGAGCCAAGGCAGCAAGGUUCACUUUAUAUGAUGGCAAAUUGUACAAACGAUCAUUUUUUGGGCCCUUACUUAGGUGUCUCACUCUAGCAGAAACACACUAUGUUCUUACAGAGUUACAUGAAGAUGAUUUUAGUAGGUUUACAUGGCUAUACCCUUUAAAACAUAAGUCUGAUGCUUUAAGUGCUUUUCUUCAGUUCAAAUCCUUUGUUAAAAAUCAAUUUGAAACAAGGAUCAAAGCUUUAAGGGCUGAUUGGGGUGGUGAGUUUCAAGCCUUUAAUAAGGCCCUACAAGAGAGUGGUAUUCUUUUUCAACAUUCAUGUCCUCAUACCUUGGUUCAAAAUGGAAGAGUCAAGCAAAAACAUCGACAUAUUGUCGAAAUGGGACUUACAUUGUUAGCUCAAGCGAGUAUGCCAUAUAGGUAUUGGGUUGAUGCUUUUCAAACAUCUGUAUACCUCAUAAAUCGCGUACCUACUCCUAUACUAAAAGAUAAAUCACCCUUUGAAACAUUGUAA